Messenger RNA from Lemur catta (Ring-tailed lemur), 4256 nucleotides. RefSeq names its product adrenoceptor alpha 1A (gene ADRA1A). Gene Ontology annotation, molecular function: alpha1-adrenergic receptor activity. The record is from RefSeq and is a predicted model, not a curated record. Gene Ontology annotation, biological process: cell-cell signaling; regulation of vasoconstriction; positive regulation of cytosolic calcium ion concentration. Bases 944 to 2311 code for a protein of 455 amino acids. The transcript has 4 exons. Lineage: Eukaryota; Metazoa; Chordata; Mammalia; Primates; Lemuridae. Gene Ontology annotation, cellular component: membrane.
UGAAUAUUAAAAGGGUGAUUGUGGAGUUAUCAGUUUUCUGUAUUUUUUUCUUUCUUAUUUUCACUCUUUAUUUUCAAAUAUCCGGGUAAAACGAUAGCGAGCCAGGAGCUUAAAGACAUUGGUGGUGGAGGGGUGAGUCAGCGCGUGCAAAAGGAGAGGAUUUGGUUUCUGGGAGAGACGGUCCCCUCUCCCCUCCUAGAGAAGAGAAAGGACCGAAGCCGGGUCUGCUCCUCCCCCGCGCGCUGGGUGGCUCCGCAUUUGCGCUUCAGGUGGAUACGGUCAAACAACGCUCCGCCGCCUGGGUCUCCGCAAAUAUUUGACACGCAUGUCGCCUGGCCGGUGCGCCUAGAAGCUGGAGCUAGCACGAGCCCUUGGUGGGGCAGCCCAAAAUGUGGGUAACUGCAGAGCAGCGCCCAGAUGCCGAGGGUCCCUGCCUUUGAGCGCCGACGGCUGGUCUGUGGUUGCCUGUGGUUUGGGGGGAAUCUGGCGCUGGAUUUUUGAAUUCCAGAAGAAUUCCAAAUUAUAUGCAGAAUGCUGGAUCUUCUCUCCACCAGGACGAAUCAGACAGUGCAGAAAAGUGGACUCCCUUAAUUCUGGGAUUGCAUUUUGCAACGUGCGUCCUUGACCUUCGUGCCAAGCCUCGGGUAGGGAGGGAGCUGGAGUCCCGGGCCAGCGCAGCAGGUGGAGAGGCUCCCCGGCAGCCCCGCGCACCCCUGGCCAUGUCGCCUUUCAUGCCCUGCCCCUUCACGUGGCCUUCUGAGGGUUCCCAGGACCGGCCAGGGUUGUUUCCCACCCGCGCGCUCUCUCUCGCCCCCACCCAAGCCCGGCUGGCAGAGCUCCCUCGAGCCGAGAAUUUUUGAUUCCCUGCUCCCUCGCUCCCGCCUCCGCCCCCGCCCGGGGGUGGCCCUCCAGAGCCGGACCUCGCCCGGCCCGGGCUGGGACCAUGGUGUUUCUCUCCGGAAAUGCUUCCGACAGCUCCAACUGCACCCACCCGCCGGCCCCGGUGAACAUUUCCAAGGCCAUUCUGCUCGGGGUGAUCUUGGGGGGCCUCAUCCUUUUCGGGGUGCUGGGGAACAUCCUGGUGAUCCUCUCUGUAGCUUGUCACCGGCAUCUGCACUCGGUCACUCACUACUACAUCGUCAACCUGGCGGUGGCCGACCUCCUCCUCACCUCCACGGUGCUGCCCUUCUCCGCCAUCUUCGAGGUCCUGGGCUACUGGGCCUUCGGCAGGGUCUUCUGCAACAUCUGGGCGGCGGUGGACGUGCUGUGCUGCACCGCGUCCAUCAUGGGCCUGUGCAUCAUCUCCAUCGACCGCUACAUCGGCGUGAGCUACCCGCUGCGCUACCCGACCAUCGUCACCCAGAGGAGGGGUCUCAUGGCCCUGCUGUGCGUCUGGGCGCUGUCCCUGGUCAUCUCCAUCGGGCCCCUGUUCGGCUGGAGGCAGCCGGCCCCCGAGGACGAGACCAUCUGCCAGAUCAACGAGGAGCCGGGCUACGUGCUGUUCUCGGCGCUGGGCUCCUUCUACGUGCCCCUGGCCAUCAUCCUGGUCAUGUACUGCCGGGUCUACGUGGUGGCCAAGCGGGAAAGCCGGGGCCUCAAGUCCGGCCUCAAGACGGACAAGUCGGACUCGGAACAAGUGACGCUCCGCAUCCAUCGGAAAAAUGUCCCCGCGGGAGGCGGCGGCGUGGCCAGCGCCAAGAACAAGACGCACUUCUCCGUGAGGCUCCUCAAGUUUUCCCGGGAGAAGAAAGCGGCCAAAACUCUGGGCAUCGUGGUCGGCUGCUUCGUCCUCUGCUGGCUGCCUUUUUUCCUGGUGAUGCCCAUUGGGUCUUUCUUCCCCGAUUUCAAGCCCCCGGAAACGGUUUUUAAAAUAGUAUUUUGGCUCGGAUACCUUAACAGCUGCAUCAAUCCCAUCAUAUACCCGUGCUCCAGUCAAGAGUUCAAAAAGGCCUUUCAGAACGUGCUGAGAAUCCAGUGUCUCCGCAGAAAGCAGUCUUCGAAAUACGCCCUGGGCUACACGCUGCAUCCGCCCAGCCACGCCGUGGAGAGGCAGCACAAGGACAUGGUGCGCAUCCCCGUGGGCUCAGGAGAGACAUUCUAUAAGAUCUCCAAGACCGACGGGGUCUGUGAAUGGAAAUUUUUCUCUUCCAUGCCCCGGGGAUCUGCCAGGAUUACGGUACCCAAAGACCAAUCAGCCUGCACCACAGCCCGGGUGAGGAGCAAAACCUUCCUGCAGGUCUGCUGCUGUGUGGGGCCCUCCGCCCCCAGCCUUGGAGAGAACCAUCAAGCUCCAACCAUUAAGGACUUGUAACCAUGAAACCACCUGCACGCAGCUCCGGUCAAGCCCGGCUGGAACACUGUUGGUACCUGCUCCGUGUCCACAGACUGAGCUGAGAGCAGGGCUGAGCCAGGCUGCCGUGGGGUCCACCGUCUUCAGAAAGCAAUGGCAGCUGUGGCUUCCUGGCCCUCCCUCCAGAGUCCCUGCGAGAGGAGUGAGUGGAGAUGCCCGUUGUGGGGCUGGGCCAACAAAAGCAAGCUAGGAUCUCAGCGGAGGACGUCGGCCCGUUGCCAGGGCUCCCAGCAGCGGUAGCUCAUUCACACUCCCCAGACCCCAAUGGCACGGAGCUGGGGCUGAGAAUGGGCAUCUCCUCUACGCAGGAAAAUGUCAUUUCUGCUUUGCUGCUGCAGCAUGGAUGGCUGGUUCUCCCACCUAAAAGGAAGGUUGUAGGGUUUGGGGGCGUGGGGAGGUGUCCAGGAGGGGGAAGACUUACCAUAGACAUCGCUCAAAGCAGGAUGGCUUAGCAAUGCCUCGCUGCAACUGAGAAGCAAGGAACUGCCCCAGAGCUGGUCGCUGACUCGUUUCAAAAGACAGAAUAAUUGUCUUUGAUUUUCCUGUGACUCAGGAGUUGUUACUUUAUUUUUUUCUCCCUAUCAUAUUCAGUGUAGCCACGUUAUAAGCUGGGAAUGAUUAUUGCUAAACUAAGAAAAACACAGACUUAAUUAAGUAGGAAAUCUAAGAGCAAAUUUAUACUGUUUUGGGAGAAAAAGGUAAUGAAGGCAUUGGCCUAUGCAAAAGCCUGAAGACAGCAGGUGCAUUCAACUGUGGCAGAGAGGAAGCUAAGGCAGAAAAUCCCAAGUUGAGUUGAAUAAUAUUUCCACCCUUUUGUGUAGCACUUUAUACUUGUCACACAACUUCACCUAUGUCAUGUCAUUCCUGUGCCGUAAAAGGAGAAGGAAGAGAUUUCCGUGGGGUGUUAAGAAUUUCUUUGAAUAUCUGGCCUCCAAGCCCUUUUUCCGUGACACCCCAGUGUCCCCAAGGUCCACUGCAUCUCUCAACACUUGCCUCUCCUGUCUCUCUCGUUCAUCUCCAACCCAUAAUUCCAGCUCCGUCUGCACCUUGGCCCCUGCUGGAUCUGCCAGAGGCUGAGCAGCACAGGCCUGCUCUAGGGGCCACGUGCAUGUUUGUCUGUGCUCCUGUCACCGGCCGCAAGACAAGCAUGUGCAAUUCUGGUCUUUCUCCCUAGAUAGGCAACAGCAGAGCCAGGGACACGGGCCGGGCAGGCGGCUCUGGGUUUGCUCCACAGGGUGACAUGUAAGGCACAGCCAGCAGUGACCAUCACCUUAGUGUCCUCAGGAACACAGAGGGACCAAAGGGAGUUUUGGGAACAGUCCUUUUCCUGGUCAUUGACACUGAAGAAGGUCACCAACAGCAAGUGACCUCUCCUGAGCCCGGCACUGCACUUGGCACAAAAAAUACAGAAAGGCACAGACAGUCCCCAGCUUACGAGCUGAAUGGAUUCCAAGUUCAUCUGUUACAAAGUCAAGAAUGCAUUUUUCCAAGGCAUUGUCAUGAGUGGGGGAGGGGAAGGAUGUGCCCAGAGGAACCAAAAAAUAAAAAUCUAUUUCAUGUCCAUGAGGCGUUUGCAAACCUUUUCUCUAUGUGGCCAGACAGUAAAUAUUUUAGACAUUGUGAGCUAGAUGAUCUCUGCCACAUGUUCUUCUUCUUCUUCUUCUUCUUUUUUUUUUUAACUUUUUUUGGGGGAGGAAAGCAACCCUCUAAAAAUGUAGAAAUCAUUUUUAGCUUCCCCCCUCCAAAAAAGAAGAAGAAAACAGGCUGUGGGCCCUAUUUACCCACGGGCCAUCCCACCUGACAGUAUAGUGCAGAUGAUGCUGAGCGAUGGUUUCUGGCGUUCAACACACAAGCAUCUUUUUUUUUUAACAUGCCAUUGACACAUCUCCACUUGGCUAAAUCAAUG